AUGGAUGAUUAUGUUAAAACUACAAACUUUAUAAUAAUAAUUUUAAUAUCCAUUAUCAUCAUUAAAUGUAUAAACUACUCACAGAGAUCUCAGACUAAAAGAGAAGCAAAAGAAGAUACCCUGGUUCAAUUAGAAGUCAAGCCACGUAAAAAAGUAGAAAGUACACGUCAACUUAAAGAAAAAACAAUAAAUGAAAACAAUUCCAAACAAAGGAAAUUAGAAAAAUCAACAUAUAAAGGCAAAUUAAAGGAAACUAAAGUAUCUCAAGAGGAUGAUGAAUUGGUGAAGUUACGUGAAAGAGGUUAG
This is a messenger RNA of Entrophospora sp. SA101, 306 nucleotides long. The record is from the annotation of a GenBank genome assembly. NCBI's taxonomy places the organism in Eukaryota, Fungi, Glomeromycota, Glomeromycetes, Entrophosporales, Entrophosporaceae.